CUGUAGAUCAGUGGAAUAAACAGCCGAAAUGAUAUCAACAUACCAUUCGAUUAAACCCAAUGUAGUUUAUCAUGAUAAAUACAUGUCUAAUGCAAAAACAACAAAACACAUGUAAAAGCAACCCUUUUAGAAAAGUGACGAAUAUUCUAAACAUGUGUCUUUGACACCUGGCGGAUGGAAGGUGCAACAACAGAAUCAGCAGCAGACGUUUCCUUACAGCCGCAGUCUACGAGCCACCAGAGGCAAAGAGGAGUGACUUGCACAGUUUUGAAAGCAAGCAGGGAAAAUGGCAGACGCCGAGGACGAGAAGCUACCGUCCGGGUGGGAAAAGCGGAUGAGCCGCAGUUCCAGUAGAGUGUACUACUUUAACCACAUCACCAAUGCCAGCCAGUGGGAGCGUCCGGUGGGGUCAGGUGAUGGGAGUGGCGAGCCAGACAAGGUGCGUUGUUCCCACCUCCUGGUGAAGCACAGCCAAUCGCGUCGCCCGUCCUCCUGGAGGGAGGAGAACAUCACACGCUCCAAAGAGGAGGCCCUCGACCUUAUACAAAAGUACAUAGAGCAGAUGCAGUCAGGAGAGGAGGAGUUUGAGGCUUUGGCCUCUCAGUUCAGUGACUGUAGCUCCGCACGCAACGGAGGAGACCUGGGACUGUUCGGCAGAGGUCAGAUGCAGAAGCCUUUUGAGGAUGCGUCCUUCGCUCUGAAGGUGGGAGACAUGAGUGGUCCGGUGUUCACCGAUUCUGGAGUUCAUGUCAUCCUUCGCACGGGAUAGAGACAAGGCUCUGAUACUCCCUGAAUACCCCCAUCGCCCCCUGAAUACUCCCUGAAUACCCCCAUCGCCCCCUGAAUACUCCCUGAAUACCCCCAUCGCCCCCUGAAUACUCCCUGAAUAUCCCCAUCGCCCCCUGAAUACUCCCUGAAUACCCCCAUCGCCCCUGAAUACUCCCUGAAUAUCCCCAUCGCCCCCUGAAUAUCCCCGUCACCCCCUGAAUACCCCGUCACCCCCUGAAUACCCCGUCACCCCCUGAAUACCCCGUCACCCCCUGAAUACCCCGUCA
Molecule: messenger RNA, 1055 nt
Organism: Oncorhynchus masou masou (cherry salmon)
Lineage: Eukaryota; Metazoa; Chordata; Actinopteri; Salmoniformes; Salmonidae
Product: peptidyl-prolyl cis-trans isomerase NIMA-interacting 1-like
Exons: 5
Coding region: 287-769 (160 amino acids)
Cellular component (GO): cytosol; nucleus
Molecular function (GO): peptidyl-prolyl cis-trans isomerase activity; protein binding
Source: RefSeq, a predicted model, not a curated record